AUGGGAAGACGCGGUAAUGGCCCUAAAAAUAACAAACAGAAACUAGCUCCUGAAAAGGAGCGUUUCAUUCAAUGUUGUUCAGACAUUACUUUGGAAUUGACUAGCUCGCUAACAUCUGGAUCUUCCAGAGAAAUAAACCUCAAUGGGCUCAUCACAAAGUACUCUAAAAAAUACAAGCUCAAACAACAACCCCGCUUAACGGACAUCAUCAAUUCGAUUCCAGAUCAGUAUAAAAAAUAUCUGCUGCCGAAACUCAAAGCCAAGCCCGUCAGAACGGCGUCUGGUAUUGCCGUCGUGGCUGUUAUGUGCAAACCUCAUCGUUGUCCGCAUAUUGCAUACACUGGUAAUAUCUGUGUGUACUGUCCAGGUGGUCCAGAUUCCGAUUUCGAAUACUCUACACAAUCCUACACGGGAUAUGAACCUACAUCCAUGCGAGCCAUCAGGGCACGUUAUGACCCUUACGAGCAAGCCCGCGGUAGAGUCGAGCAGCUCAAACAACUGGGUCACUCUAUCGACAAGGUCGAGUACAUUAUCAUGGGGGGCACUUUCAUGUCAUUGCCCAAGGACUACCGUGAAGACUUCAUAGUUAAGCUACACAAUGCGCUUUCGGGGUUUAACGGUAACAAUAUUGACGAAGCCAUUCAAUACUCACAGCAGAGUUUGACGAAAUGUGUUGGUAUCACAAUAGAAACCAGGCCUGACUAUUGCACUCAAACGCACCUUGAUGAUAUGCUGAAGUAUGGAUGCACCAGACUAGAAAUCGGUGUACAGUCACUUUACGAGGAUGUGGCCCGCGACACAAACCGUGGUCAUACGGUUCGGUCGGUUGCAGAAACGUUCUGUGUAGCCAAGGACGCAGGUUACAAGAUUGUUUCUCACAUGAUGCCUGAUUUACCUAACGUGGGUAUGGAAAGAGACAUAGAACAGUUCAAGGAAUACUUUGAAAAUCCAGCAUUUCGUACCGACGGGUUAAAAAUUUACCCCACUCUGGUGAUUAGAGGAACAGGUCUUUACGAGUUGUGGAAAACGGGUCGUUAUAAGUCUUAUAACGCAAAUGCAUUAGUCGACCUAGUGGCCAGAAUUAUGGCCCUUGUUCCACCUUGGACUAGAAUCUACCGUGUACAAAGAGAUAUUCCAAUGCCUUUAGUCACUUCUGGUGUAGACAAUGGUAAUCUAAGGGAGUUGGCUCUGGCUAGAAUGAAAGACUUUGGCACUACAUGCAGGGACGUGCGUACUAGAGAGGUCGGUAUCCAAGAAGUUCAUCAUAAGGUUCAGCCAGAUCAGGUUGAGCUGAUAAGAAGAGACUACUACGCUAAUGGCGGGUGGGAAACGUUCUUGUCGUAUGAGGAUCCAAAACAAGAUAUUCUAAUUGGACUGCUGAGACUGAGAAAAGCCUCUAAGAAGUUUACUUAUAGGAAGGAAUUCACUUCUCAAAGAACUUCCAUUGUUAGAGAACUUCAUGUCUAUGGAUCUGUGGUUCCUUUGCAUUCUAGAGAUCCUCGUAAGUUUCAACAUCAAGGUUUCGGUACUCUUCUGAUGGAAGAAGCUGCCAGAAUCUCAAAGGAAGAGCAUGGGUCGGAGAAAAUAUCGGUUAUAUCUGGUGUUGGUGUAAGGAACUAUUACGCUAAAUUGGGCUACGAACUUGAUGGCCCAUACAUGUCCAAACAACUAUAG
Lachancea nothofagi CBS 11611 is the source of this 1674-nucleotide messenger RNA. The record is from the annotation of a GenBank genome assembly. Lineage: Eukaryota; Fungi; Ascomycota; Saccharomycetes; Saccharomycetales; Saccharomycetaceae.